CCCCAGGAACCCCCGCCCCCGGCACCCCCACCCCCGGCCCCCUGCACCCCCAGCACCCCAGGAACCCCCCGCCCCCGGCCCCCUGCACCCCCGGCACCCUGCACCCCAGCACCCCAGGAACCCCCCGCCCCCGGCACCCCCACCCACGGCCCCCUGCACCCCCAGCACCCCAGGAACCCCCCGCCCCCGGCCCCCUGCACCCCCGGCACCCUGCACCCCCAGCACCCAGGAACCCCCCCGCCCCCGGCACCCCACCCCCGGCGCCCUGCACCCCCAGCACCCCAGGAACCCCCCGCCCCCGGCACCCCCACCCCUGGCCCCCUGCACCCCGGCCCCCCGGCACCCCCCACCCCCGGCCCCAGGAACCCCCGGCACCCCCACCCCCGGCCCCCUGCACCCCCAGCACCCCAGGAGCCCCCCACCCCCGGCCCCCUGCACCCCCGGCACCCAGGAACCCCCCACCCCCGGCCCCCUGCACCCCCAGCACCCCAGGAGCCCCCCACCCCCGGCCCCCAGGAACCCCCGGCCCCCCAUCCCCGGCCCCCUGCACCCCCGGCCCCCGGCACCCCCGGCCCCAGGAACCCCAGGAACCCCCCACCCCCGGCCCCCAGAACCCCCAGCACCGACCCCAUGCUCCCCCACUGCCCCCCCAGGCCCCCAUAG
Phalacrocorax carbo (great cormorant) is the source of this 663-nucleotide messenger RNA. The record is from RefSeq and is a predicted model, not a curated record. NCBI's taxonomy places the organism in Eukaryota, Metazoa, Chordata, Aves, Suliformes, Phalacrocoracidae.